AUGGCACCAAGCCACGUGGUGGAGAAAUGCCUGACACUUGGAGCAAAGAAAAUAUUUUAUAUCCCUACAGAUAUGCCUUCUCCUGCAGAGCCUGAAAAGGUGGAUCAGUUUGCUAUCCAAAAGCUGGGGGAACUGGAUUACCUGGUAUUGAACCACAUUGGCAUGACCCGUUUCCAGAUGUGAGCUGGAGAGGUAGAAUACGUGAGCUGGCUCAUGCAGGUGAAUUUAUUCAGUUAUGUGGCACUCACAACAGCACCUUUUCCCACCCUGGAGAAGAGUAAAGGCUCUCUGGUGGUUGUUUCUUCCCUCACAGGGAAGAUACCAACUCUCUUCACCACUUCUUAAUCUGCCACCAAGUUUGCACUGGAUGGAUUCUUCAGCUCCCUGUGCCAUGAGCUCAUCAUGCAGAAGAGAAACAUCUGUAUCACACUGUGCAUCCUGGGCCUGAUUGAUACUGAUACGGCAUUAGAGAAUAUCAGGGGCAAAGUGCAUCUAACUGCUUCUCCUCCUCCUGAAGCUGCACUCGCCAUCAUCCAGGGGGGUGCUACACAGGUGCAGGAGGUUUUCUACCUGUGGUGGCUGCAGUACAUGUGCCACCCCUGGGUUUUGUUCCCCAGUGACCAGGACCAGGUUUUACAGAGUUACUAGAACUACAGCAGUCUGUAA
Molecule: messenger RNA, 666 nt
Organism: Opisthocomus hoazin
Lineage: Eukaryota; Metazoa; Chordata; Aves; Opisthocomiformes; Opisthocomidae
Source: RefSeq, a predicted model, not a curated record